CCAAAAUUUAAACAAAAUAAAAUGAAAACUCUACAACUGCUAUGGUAACAUCCUAUCACCAUUUUUACCUCAUUAUAUCUUCAUCAUUAUAACUCAUCAUUCAUGCCUUUUUUUUCUCUAUAUAAACAAGAGGUUGUCAUUCACUUAAGUUAUAUUGUCAUCUUUCAAAAGCCAAAAAACAGUAAGAAAACAACAUACAUUAUUCAAAAAUGGCGAAAAUUCCAAUCAAAUUCAAGAGGGUAGCAGCAGCUUUUGAUGAGGCAGCCAAAUGGCGACGACCGUGCGAUGGCAGCAGCAGCGGCAGCGAGUAUUGGCCCGAGAGUGAGGCCGAUCUCUCGGAUCUUGUGAACUCGUUUAUCGAGAAAGGAGAUUAUGCAUGGGUGGAUCAUAAUUUUGAUAUAGACGACGUUAAUGAUACUAAUAUAGACGAUGCAAAUUGGGUAUCUGAUAAUGAUGAGACGAUCGACGAAAAUUAUAUAGAAAAGGUUGAGUUGUUACAAGGGCUUUUGUUAGAGUGUACAAGUAGUAAACAUAAUGAUAAAUAUGGUACGAAAGAAAAGAUUUUGGAGGAGAUUAAUGUUGCCUUGAAAUUAUUUAGUAAUUGUCAUGGUGUUAAUGAUGCUUCAAGAAGUAACCUUAAACGUAAUUUGAUGGCUCAUCUUCGUGACAAGGGCUUCGAUGCUGGCCUUUGCAAGUCUCGAUGGGAGAAAACCGGUCGAUUUCCGGCUGGAACCUACGAAUACAUCGAUGUAAUAGCCGGGAAAAAUCGAUACAUCAUCGAGGUCUUAUUGGCCGGAGAAUUUGAGAUAGCACGUCCAACAAAGCGUUACAAUGCCAUACUAGAAAUGAUCCCUUCAAUAUUAAUUAUAGAAAAGCCUCAACUACUCAAACAAAUACUAAGACUUAUGAGUGUUGCAAUGAAGGACUCGUUAAAGACUGCAAGCAUGCAUGUUGCGCCUUGGAGGCGCAAUGGCUAUAUGCAAGCCAAGUACUUUAGCCCUUACAAGAGGACGACAAAUCGAGAGUCGAAUGCUAGGGAGGUCAAGAGGUUAGGAGAGCGAUUAGCCAAGAAAACAUCGAUGGUUGGUUUCGAAGCUGAUCAACUUCCUAGGAUGCCUUAUUAUUGUAGGGAUGAUGAUUUUGGUAGCAAGGUUAAUGGAGUAAGAGUUGGACUUCUAGCUGCUGUUCUUCAAGGAAAAUGACAUGAACUUGUAAACUAGGUAGAUGAUUUAUAAUUUUGUUUUUAGUUAGUAAACCAUUAAAAUUGGAUUUAGCUUCUUCAUUGCAACAACCUAUAAUGCAUGUACAUAUAUAUGCAUCCUAGAAGGCUCUUAGCUAGUCACAUAGGAUUUGAGUUUUUAAUCAAAGUGUAUGUAUAUCAUGUAUAAUAUUAGUGGCAAUUCAGUUUAUUUAAUUUUCUAAUAAAGAUGGCAAUUCAGCUUGUGUUUUGAGUA
Messenger RNA from Beta vulgaris subsp. vulgaris (sugar beet), 1454 nucleotides. RefSeq lists its product as hypothetical. The transcript has 2 exons. NCBI's taxonomy places the organism in Eukaryota, Viridiplantae, Streptophyta, Magnoliopsida, Caryophyllales, Amaranthaceae. The coding region runs from base 210 to 1202 and encodes 330 amino acids. The record is from RefSeq and is a predicted model, not a curated record.